This is a messenger RNA of Mastomys coucha (southern multimammate mouse), 7126 nucleotides long. RefSeq names its product synaptotagmin 2 (gene Syt2). Bases 516 to 1784 code for a protein of 422 amino acids. Gene Ontology annotation, molecular function: clathrin binding; syntaxin binding; calcium ion binding. The transcript is spliced from 9 exons. NCBI's taxonomy places the organism in Eukaryota, Metazoa, Chordata, Mammalia, Rodentia, Muridae. The record is from RefSeq and is a predicted model, not a curated record. Gene Ontology annotation, cellular component: dense core granule; synaptic vesicle membrane; axon. Gene Ontology annotation, biological process: cellular response to calcium ion; regulation of calcium ion-dependent exocytosis; regulation of dopamine secretion.
UAGGAGGGCACUGCGCGAGUGGUGGGGAUUCUCCGCAGAGCCGGGGGGAGCCCCACGCGGUUCCGGGGUCUGAGCCGCCCAGCCUGCAACUUCUGAAAUGACCGCAUGCGGCUAGACCCCUCUGCCCGGUGAUUCCAGGCAGCAUCUUCCCGGGGCGGCCCCUUCUCAGCCACCCUCCGCGGACUGUCCUGGCUGAAGAACGGGGUGUGGGGGCUGCCAGGACAGGUCCCUGCUCCCCGAGAUCCAGGAUCUGGAUCGGGGAUCGCCUCCGAGGGGCCGCACGCGCGUGUGCAGGCGGAUGUGAGGCGCAUCUCAAUUGGCGGGCGGGGGAAGCGGAUCAGGUUGUUACUACUGCAGAGCGCGCGAGCGAGGGAGCGGGAGGAGAGCCGCAGCGCUGGCCGGCGCGGGAGUGGGAAGAGGGGACCUGGACUUCGGGGCGGCAGACUCUCGCUGCCUUCCACACCAGCCCACGCCGAUCGGCUCCCGGAACGUCCCCGGCUAUCCCCUCUGCCACCAUGAGAAACAUCUUCAAGAGGAACCAGGAGCCCAUUGUGGCUCCGGCCACCACCACUGCCACAAUGCCCCUUGCGCCCGCCGCGCCUGCCGACAACUCUACAGAGAGCACGGGCACUGGGGAGAGCCAAGAAGAUGUGUUCGCCAAGCUGAAGGAGAAGUUCUUCAACGAGAUCAACAAGAUCCCCUUGCCCCCCUGGGCUCUGAUCGCCAUGGCUGUGGUUGCUGGCCUCCUGCUGCUCACCUGCUGCUUCUGCAUCUGUAAAAAGUGCUGCUGCAAGAAGAAGAAGAACAAGAAGGAGAAGGGCAAAGGCAUGAAGAACGCCAUGAACAUGAAGGACAUGAAAGGGGGCCAGGAUGAUGACGAUGCAGAGACAGGCCUGACUGAAGGAGAAGGUGAAGGCGAGGAGGAGAAAGAGCCAGAGAACCUGGGCAAAUUGCAGUUUUCUCUGGACUAUGAUUUCCAGGCCAACCAGCUCACCGUGGGUGUCCUGCAGGCUGCUGAACUCCCUGCCCUGGACAUGGGGGGCACAUCAGACCCUUAUGUCAAAGUCUUCCUCCUCCCAGACAAGAAGAAGAAAUAUGAGACCAAGGUGCACCGGAAGACGCUGAACCCAGCCUUCAACGAGACUUUCACUUUCAAGGUGCCAUACCAGGAGUUAGGAGGCAAAACCCUGGUAAUGGCUAUCUAUGACUUUGACCGCUUCUCUAAGCAUGACAUUAUCGGGGAGGUGAAAGUGCCCAUGAACACAGUGGACCUCGGUCAGCCCAUUGAGGAAUGGAGAGACCUACAAGGCGGAGAGAAGGAAGAGCCAGAGAAGCUGGGUGACAUCUGUACCUCCUUGCGCUACGUACCCACUGCUGGGAAGCUCACCGUGUGUAUCCUGGAGGCCAAGAAUCUGAAGAAGAUGGAUGUAGGGGGCCUUUCAGACCCCUACGUGAAGAUCCACCUGAUGCAGAAUGGCAAGAGACUCAAGAAGAAGAAGACGACGGUGAAGAAGAAGACUCUGAACCCCUACUUCAACGAGUCCUUCAGCUUCGAGAUCCCCUUCGAGCAGAUCCAGAAAGUCCAGGUGGUUGUCACCGUGCUAGACUAUGACAAACUGGGCAAGAAUGAAGCCAUCGGGAAGAUCUUCGUAGGUAGCAACGCCACAGGCACGGAGCUUCGGCACUGGUCCGACAUGCUGGCCAACCCCCGGAGGCCCAUCGCCCAGUGGCACUCUCUUAAGCCCGAGGAAGAAGUGGAUGCUCUUCUGGGCAAGAACAAGUAGGCUACAGAGGCUGGGGCCACGCCCCUGAGGACACUGACAAGAUCCAGAGCUAUCAAUACCUCAGUUAUGCGACCUUAGAGGUUUCUUCAUUUGUUUGCGGUGUGUCCUGUUUUUCCUUCCUUUUUUUUCUCUUUUUAAAGACUGACUUCCUUUUGGUGACUGUGUGAAGAGAGUCCCCUGAGACGUGAAUGAGAAGCCUGGCUCUGUUACUGUCCCAGGAGCGGUCCUUGUUGCAUGCCCUAUCACGGUUUCCCUCACCCCAAGUGGGGCCCUCUACUGUCAGAAAGUUGAAGCACUUCCUGCUUUUCCUGGGUUUUGGACCAACAAAAUGGCAAGCACAUUCUGUUUCUUGACUGUGAAGGAAACAUAGUGGCCAGCAUUGUAUGUGUGUGUGUGUGUGUGUGUGAGUAUGUGUGUAUAUGUGUGUGUGUGUGUGUGUGUGUGUGUGCCCAUCCAUUCCCACCUGCCUCUGUUUUGAACAUCUCUCCAUUUCUGGAAUGAGCCACGGACAAUGAAGCCAUGUGAGAGGAGGAAGUCUUCAGAGACUCCAAGGUAAAGAAAGCCCCACUGCCUAAGUGGUCAGAUGCCAGAUGUCCUAUAGUCCUCGCAAUGGCAAUUCGGAAGGCAGCAAGAUGCGUUACUGGAUGCAUUCAGAACUAGGACCAAAGCCCUUGAUUUCAUCACAGACUCCCUCUUGUCAGUCAUGGCUUUCGCCAGGAGUGGGGUUUUGGGGACAUUCAUGGAAAUAAACUAUUCACUAGAUUUGUUGGACUCUACCAGGAACUGCCAGCCCCGGGAUGUCGCUCUUGUUGACAACAUCUUAAACUUUGAAGAAACAGAAGUCCCAUUACUCAGAAAGCCUAAAAUUAAGCUCCUGGAUCUUUGCCUCAUCCAGUGGGAAGCCGGCGCUUCCUCCCUCUGCAGAGUACAGGCAGCGUGUUCAUUUGCAUUCACGCACCAUCUUGCUUUUGCCUCUGUUUCCCUUUUUGUGUAAGUGGAAAAAUACCAUCUCAAGACAAGUGCUUUGCACAGAGCCAGAGACUUGUUAGAGGGAUGCUUGAGUGUUUAGUUCCCUUGAGUCCAGGUAAGGGGGAGGUGUCAAGAAGGGGAGCUUGGGUGGACAGUGGAGAGCUGGAUAGUGCAGAGCUCCUCACAAGUCCCAUUCCUGACCCUCUGGACCCUUUGACCCUCAGUGAUGGUAGCUGGAGUGGCCCAGGCCGACCUGUGGAGAGGCCCUGUCCUUCCAUUCCUUAAAGAGCGUUUUCUCGGAAUGCCAGGAAACACAGGACAUUCAUUUCAAAUGGGCGGUGGAGAAAAUGUGCUAAGGUUUACACCCUGUGUUUGUGUUCCUUUCCCAUUCUCUACUUGUCCCCAGCAUUGAUAAAAAGCCAUAUAUAUGUUAGUCAGGCCGGCCCUAAGUACCCUUCCUAACCUACAGGCUGGGCAGGGAGUCUAGGCUCCGUGUACCCAGGGCUGCUCCUUUCCCUUGGUCUUGCAUUUGUUCUUGAAUCUCUUAGGCCCUUGUUCUCUUACCACAGAAAAUAUAAGCUUUCCUUAAGCCGGCGGGGGUGGGGGGUGGCAUGUUCUUCAACAGCAAAUGUGGCAGGACAUCUGCUCUGCCCCACCUGGGCCCUUCUGCUUCUUGUAGGUCUCGGAGAUGGAUGGUGUAGAGUUUGACUUUGAAAACCCAGCCUGGAGAAGGUGCAGUGUCUUAAUUGUGGUGAAAAUGAGGAGACGUGGGUUAGCUUUGCUUUUGUUUUUUGUUUUUGUUUUUUGUUUGUUUGUUUGUUUUCUUUUCUGUUUUGGUUUAAGUAGGGAGUGAGGUAACACUUCUACCAGAGACAGAGUGUGAAUUGAGGUUUGACCUGCCUCUCUUUUAGAGAGCCUUCUGCUACUGGCCCUUGGCAUGUGGGAAAUUGUAUGUGUGUUUAUGCUAAACACUGAGAAAGGAGGACUCUGGUAGGAUUACGGGCUGUAGCCCUCGGGAUCAGAGUUCUGGUCGUGGUAGAACAUUGCUGGGCCAUUGGGUAAACUCAGAGUUCAGGUGGUUAGAGAGUGCCAGGGUCCCCAUAUGGACAUCUGAUGUCGAUGGAUUCUUUUCUGUGGAAUCUUGGUGCUUUCCCGGUCCCUCCCCCCACUGGCUCACCCACAUUCCAUGAAGCCCAUUCACAGAAACUCCCCCGUCAACCUUACCCUCCUUCCCGUGUUCUCCCAGCCUUUCCCAUCACCUUUAAGCUCCCUAGGUUCUCUCCUAUAAACUGCACUCAGCCCUCCCAUAGUCAGUAGUUCUCCUGCGCUGCUGACAGAGGGGAGGAACGAAUGGCGGGUGCCUCUGUGGUUUGACUGUCCCUGGGCUUAGAGACAGGCGAGAGCUCAUCACUGUGGGCAGCCUGCCAGGGCCCUUGACUCUGAUCACUAGUUUGGAGUCAGCAUGGAUGCUCCUCAGGCUUAGGGCUGGUCCUGGACUAGCCACCCAAGCAGAUGGCACCCGUCCAGGUCCAGGGGCCAGACAGGAACAUGUUGUGGCUUAAGUUUUUCUGCAUUGGUGUGGGGGGGGGGGGCUGAUGUGACCCAAACCCCAGCACUGCAUUCCAAACCUUCACUGCCACAGGGGUUUAUUUCUGGGGAUGUCAGGAUCUGGGGGUAUCAAGACUAAGCAGAGACAGUCAAUGUUUCUGGGUGGUGAGGAAUUCUGGAUACUUCUGUGGAUAGAAGUUUUUAUCCCAAAGAAAGGAAAAUAUUUACUAGAGGGGGUUUGUUUUUGUUUUGUUUUUAAAGAGAGCUUAAGACCAUGAACACCCAAACUCCACUCAGGAUCUGGGGGCACAUGUUCUCCCUGAAUGAUCCUCCAUAUGUGAAGCAACCUCUGCAAUGCUGGGGCAGUGUUGGAGACUUAAGAAACAAAGGCUGAGGCCUGGGGACUAGGGAGCUCCCAGCCAAGCAGGUGCUUGGAAUGAGCAGGGCGAGGCCCGCCUGGCCAGAGACCUCCGUCUUUCUUCCCAGGAAGCCAACACAUCGUUUUUUGUUUCUGUAAAAAUGGUUUGUGGUGAUCUUGCUGGCCCAAGAUUCAGUGGGAGACGGGGGAGGCUUUUUAACCACAGCCUUUUCGUAAAGGUAGCUUUUAUAAACAUGUCUCCAUGCUGGACACAAGGGUGGGCGAUGCUCACACAGAGGAAGGACUCCCUCGUUCAUUUAAUGUCAUGGUCUCCAUCCUGUAGGGAGAGCCUGAAUCUGAGGGCGUACAUAGCAGUGGUCUUCCUGAAGGAAGAGCUGGAACUCCCAUCCCCUGCUCACUGGCCCACAGCCCCGUAAUGGCUGCCAGACUUGGCAAAUACAAAUACAGGAUACUUGGUUAAACUUGAAUUUCAGACAAGCAAAUACUUUUGAAGUAUAAGGAUGUCCUGUGCAGUAUUGGGGCCAUACUGUACCGUAAACAGUGAUUCAUCGUUUAAUGUGAAAUUUAAGUUGAAUUGGCUAAUCCUGUAUCGUGUCUGGCGACGUACCCUCUGGCUCCUUCAUCUCUCUUUUCUUCAGUCCCAAGGGUCAGGGGCUGGUUACCACAGUUUUGAUUUAGCCUGUUUUUUUUUUUUUUUUGAACUGCAAUAUUGAGAAGGGGGACACUGUGACUUGAAGAUAUAUGAAUAUACUUUAUUUUUGAAAGUAACAACUAAACAGGAACCUUCGGAAGCCAUUGCGCCUCAUUGGAACUCCCCCCCCCACCCCUGUUCAUUUAGUUAUAUAAUAUAAAAAGAAGAUGCUAUCUAUAAACAUACGAGCAGAAUCUUGUUUAAUCAAGAUGCAUGUCUACAAUUCUGUAAAUAGCCGCAUGGCCAUGCUGAGAGUCCUCUUGAUCUCCCAACCUCAGACCCGUUUUCCAGAACUGGCUGCUCCUCGAUUUUAUGUUGUGUAAAGUCUUUGUCCUCACCUCCCCUACAGGGAAUGUCCACAGUGGGAGAUAAUGUUCUGGCCCCGGUGCCAGCCCUGCCCAGGGAAGAUGCUGAAAGACACUAGCCCCGAAGGCAGGUCUGCUGCAUGUCUAUAGGGCUAACCCUUGGGGCACAGUGCACUGUCUAGCCUGGCGUCUGGUGUCCCGUUGCUUCCGUGUUCCACGUGUGUGACGUGAUUCCUGUCUUCCCACUGUCUUGAAUAAACUGAAAAGCCAUAAAGGGGCCUCCUACAGGAGGGUGCCCUCCACUCCUUCCAGGAGCCUCUCUGUCCCUCUCACUGGCUCCCCACAGAACACAUGUGAAGGGCUCACCUGUCCGUCACCCUCUCUUGCUCCCUUAGCCCUAUGUCGUGAGGACAGUUGUGUUUCAGGGCUUCUGGUGGGGUGUCGGGAGAUGCCUCUGGCUGGCUUUUGUGGCCUGAGUCUGAUGGUGGGACUUAGAAGCAGGGCUGUGGUUGUGACCCUGUGGCUUCUUAAGAGGCCCAGAGGCAACCAGAAAACCAGGGUUUCUGAAGCAGUCAGCAGCCCAGCCUAUAGCCAGGCUUUCAGUGGCAGCCUGGGAUGAUCAAGGCCAGCCCUGCCUACUUCUCCCUGAGCUGUCAUGGCCCACAGGGAAAACUUAGAACUGCAGUGGUUAAACUCUCCACCCACUCUCUCCGUUGUCUGGCAGUGCCACAGAGCAGGGUGCCCUGAGAGCAAGGUGGGAGGUGUGGUGGGGGUAAGGGGUCACUCACAACCGAAGAGCAUUAGGCUCUGACCCUCACCUCAGCUCCCAGGGCAGCCUGAGCAGGCAUGGCAAGUAGUGAGUGUAUGGGGUAGACAGGGCUGGAGCAGCUUGGGCACCCACGGGGCCCCCAGAAGCCAGUCAUAGGUUACUAGUCCAGGGGACCUCAGGCAGAUUGGGCAAGUGUAUUGGACAAGACCAGGGACAAACAAGGUGGAGUUGGCUGGAGAUCGCCUGUCUCCAAAGAAACUGAAACUGGGCACUGUGGCAGCAGAGUGUGGCAAGGUGGUGGGAGCUGUGCGUGGGCCUCAGUUUCACCCCCAGCUUUCCUCAGCAGCCAGGAAUUCAGGGGAAGGACCUGGAAGCCUGACCAUUGUGCUCUAACUCCUGCUCACCUAAGGAUUUGAUUUGCUUUCUGAAAACCUUGGGCCCAGAAACUUUCAAAACUGGGGCAGCAGCUGAGCGUGCCAUGUCCCCCUGGAAUAUGCUGGCCCCGCCAGGAGCCCUCCCUGUCUUCCUAAGAAGGACGCGUGUAGCCCUCCCCCUCCCCAACUCUGCUUGGCAAUGCUCUCUCCAUUCCCUUCUGUGGACUCUGUUGUUCUUGUCUGAUCUCUUGUCAAAUUGUUAUUUUGUAAUGAGCUGCGUCUCCUUAUUAAAGAAAAGAGCUGAAAG